AUGGCGGGCGAGGGCGGCGUGUACCGGCUUCGCUGCUCCCUGCUGGGGCACGGGCAGGACGUGCGGGGCCUGACGCGCGGCCUCUUCCCUCAGGGCGGUUUCGUGUCCGUUUCCCGGGACCGCACUGCGCGGCUUUGGGCUCCUGACGGUCUUAACAGGGGUUUUACUGAAAUGCACUGUAUGACUGGCCACUCAAAUUUUGUAUCUUGUGUGUGCAUCAUACCUCCAAGUGACCUCUAUCCUCGUGGGCUGAUUGCAACUGGUGGCAAUGAUCAUAAUAUUUGCAUUUUCACAGUUGACAACCCAGCUCCUCUUUACAUCCUUAAGGGUCAUAAGAACACAGUUUGCAGCCUUUCAUCUGGGAAAUUCGGUACAUUAUUAAGUGGAUCAUGGGACACAACAGCCAAGGUCUGGUUGAAUGACAGAUGUAUGAUGACAUUACAGGGUCACACAGCUGCAAUAUGGGCAGUGAAAAUACUGCCUGAACAGGGAUUAAUGUUGACUGGUUCAGCUGACAAAACUAUUAAACUGUGGAAGGCAGGCAGAUGUGAAAGAACAUUCACUGGACAUGAAGAUUGUGUGAGAGGUUUAGCUAUUCUCAGUGAAAUGGAAUUCCUUUCCUGUGCUAAUGAUGCUAGUGUUCGAAAAUGGCACAUCUCUGGCGAGUGUCUGCAGGUGUAUUAUGGACAUACAAAUUAUAUAUACAGUAUCUCUGUCUUCCCUCAAUGUAAAGGUUUUGUAACUACUGGAGAGGAUAGAUCCCUUAGAAUCUGGAAACAAGGGGAAUGUGCUCAAACAAUCAGACUCCCAGCUCAGUCUGUAUGGUGCUGCUGUGUGUUAGACAAUGGUGACAUCGUAGUUGGUGCAAGUGAUGGAAUUAUAAGAGUGUUUACAGAGUCUUUGGAACGUACAGCAAGUGCUGAGGAGAUUCAAGCUUUUGAAAAUGAGCUUUCCCAAGCAUCGAUUGACCCUAAAACUGGUGAUUUAGGCGAUAUUAAUGCUGAUGACCUUCCUGGAAGAGAACAUCUUAAGGAUCCUGGGACAAGAGAUGGACAGACACGGCUUAUUAAAGAUAAUGGGAAAGUAGAAGCAUAUCAGUGGAGUGUUAGUGAAGGAAGAUGGAUAAAGAUUGGCGAUGUUGUUGGUUCUUCUGGAGCCACACAACAAACAUCUGGAAAGGUUUUGUUUGAAGGAAAGGAGUAUGACUAUGUUUUCACUAUUGAUGUAAAUGAAAGUGGGCCUUCCUACAAACUGCCGUAUAACAUCACUGAUGAUCCUUGGCUGACUGCAUACAACUUCCUGCAAAGGAAUGAUCUAAAUCCUAUGUUUCUGGAUCAGGUGGCCAAGUUUAUUAUGGACAACACUAAGGGGCAAACACUGUUGAGUACAAGUGCUCAAUUUUCAGAUCCAUUUACAGGUGCUGGACGUUAUGUUCCAGGUUCUUCAUCUGGAUCAAGUACAAUACCUGCAGCAGAUCCAUUUACAGGUGCUGGUCGCUAUGUUCCUGGUUCAGCAUCAAAUGCAGUAGCUCCAGUGGGUGGGGUUGAUCCAUUUACAGGAAUGGGCGCCUACCAAUCAGCUGCUGCAAAAGUUGAAAAUAUUUAUUUUCCAAAGAAGGAUGCUGUCACCUUUGACCAGGCCAAUCCUACGCAGAUACUGGGCAAAUUAAAGGAACUUAAUGGCAGUGCAAGUGAAGAACAUAAGCUUACAGAAGAUGACUUGAUAAUCCUAGAAAAGUUAUUGUCUGCAACAUGCAACACCUCUGCAGAAAUACCUACAGCACAGCAACUUCAGACUUUAUGGAGAGCAGUUAACUGGCCAGAAGAUAUUGUCUUUCCAGCGCUAGACAUUCUUAGAUUGUCUGUCAGGCAUCCCACUGUGAAUGAGAACUUCUGCAGUGAAAAGGAUCAUGUACAAUUUAUCAUCCUUCUCCUUAAAUUUCUGAACCCUGAAGGAAAGCAAGCAAACCAGCUGUUGGCACUUAGAGCUCUUUGCAAUUGUUUUGUCAGCCAGGCAGGACAGAAGCUUAUGAUGGAACAGAGGGAUGAAAUAAUGACACAAGCAAUAGAAACGAAAUCAGGCAAUAAUAAGAACAUCCACAUUGCGCUUGCCACGCUGACAUUGAACUAUGCUGUAUGUUUACGUAAAGUCAACAACAUUGAGGGUAAAGCUCAAUGUUUAUCAGUAAUCAGCACAGUUAUGGAAGUUGUUCAAGAUCUCGAAGCCAUUUUUAGAUUGCUUGUGGCUCUUGGAACGCUAAUAAGUGAUGAUACAAAUGCUGUGCAAUUAGCUAAGUCUCUUGGAGUUGACUCUCAGAUAAAAAAGUAUGCCUCUGUAUCAGAACCGGCUAAAGUAAAGGAAUGCUGUAGGUUUGUUCUUAAUCUGCUGUAAUUGUUUGUUUUUCUUAGCACAUGGGAGACACAGUGUAUGCAGAAAAAAAAUGCUUUUGUUCAUGUUUUGUGACAGACUAUAAUUGAGAAAAUACUGGGGAUGAAUUGAACUUGAUUUGUUGCAAGGUACAGAGCAAAUAAAACUUUUUACACUGUU
Molecule: messenger RNA, 2547 nt
Organism: Gavia stellata (red-throated loon)
Lineage: Eukaryota; Metazoa; Chordata; Aves; Gaviiformes; Gaviidae
Gene: PLAA
Product: phospholipase A2 activating protein
Exons: 14
Coding region: 1-2391 (796 amino acids)
Biological process (GO): proteasome-mediated ubiquitin-dependent protein catabolic process; ubiquitin recycling
Cellular component (GO): cytoplasm; nucleus
Molecular function (GO): ubiquitin binding
Source: RefSeq, a predicted model, not a curated record